Closterium sp. Naga37s-1 is the source of this 2142-nucleotide messenger RNA. The record is from the annotation of a GenBank genome assembly. NCBI's taxonomy places the organism in Eukaryota, Viridiplantae, Streptophyta, Zygnematophyceae, Desmidiales, Closteriaceae.
AUGGUCAAUGCGGCGACGACUUUCAAGAAUUUCCAAUUCGACUUCGACCUGGGGGUGUCAUCUGGAUCGGGCAUUGGAGGGGGCGGAGGUCGGUUGGGAGCGGCAACCGGCAGUCUCAAGGACCAGAAGCUCGGCGGAGGCUUGCAUCUCACCUGUUCCGCUCACCCCGAUUCUCCUGCUCUCCGCCCCCCUCCGCGCUCCUCCCACCCCCUCCGCCCCCCUCCGCCUCCCGCCCGCCUCCCCCCGCCACCUCUGCCCCCUUCCGCCCCCCUCCGCACCCUCCGCCCAAUCUUUCCCCCUUCCGCUCAGGGUGGCGGAGGGCGACCGGGCACGGGGGGCGGGUACGCGCAGGGCGCCACCUCGUGGUCCACAGGCGGAGGCGGAGGGGGAGCAGCGCGCGCGCCCCCUGCCAGCUCCUAUGCACAAAGCGCCCCAGGCGCGCAGGCGCAGGGGCAGUCGCAGAGGCAAGGGGGAAGCGGAGGGGGGCCUAGCUGGGUGCCUCUGGGGCAGUCCGGGAUAAGCAGCGGGGGGAGCGGGGGGAGCGGAUAUGGGGGGAUGGGAAUGGGAAUGGGGGGAAUGAAUGCCAAGCCUCUAAACUCCUCCCUGUCCUCAUCUGGUGCGUCAGCGUCAGCAGCUGCAGCUGCCAGCAAGGCGGAUGACGUGUUCGCGAGCCUGUGGAGCAGCGCCACUGCCUCCGCGCGGCCCGGGGCGUCGUCCACGUCAUCGUCCACGUCAGCGUAUGGCGCGUCUAGGGACAGCGCGGGAGGGGCGUCUGGGGGAGGUAGAUUCGGCGAAGGUGCUGCUGGCGCGGUUGGGGCGGCUGGUGGGGGAAGCGGAGGCGGGUGGGGAGGGGGAGGGGGAGGGGGAGGGGGAGGCGGAGGGGGAGGGGGAGGGGGAGGGUUUGAUCCGUUUGGUAUGGGCGAUCUACGAAGCUCCGUUCCCAAAGCAGGUGCCUCAGGAGCAGGUUCGGCAGGGGGGGGAUUCGGAAUGGGUGGUGGUGGUGGGAUUGGUAGUGGUGGUGGUGGCAGCGGUGGUGGUGGGAUUGGCAGUGGUGGCGGUGGAGGAUUAGGUGGUGGGAUUGGCAGUGGUGGUGGGAUUGGUAAUGGUGGCGGUGGAGGAUUAGGUGGUGGGAUAGGCGGUCAGCCCAUGAGGGGCGGUGUGGGAGGUCCUUCACUGCGUGCCUCUGCCCCAUCUGCUGCCUCUGCCGUUUCUGCCGAUCCUUUUGCUGCUUCCUGGCCCGACCCUUUCGCCACUGCCACCAGCAGCAGCGGCAGCGGUGGUGCAGACCCGUUUGCAAACUUCUCUGCUUCGUUCCCCGCCCCACGCGCCGCUGCCUCCUCUGCUGCUCCUCCUCCUGCUCCUGCUCCUGCUGCCUCUGCCGCUUCUGCUGCGGCUGCUGAUCCGUUUGCUGCCUUCUCAUCCAACUUUGGGAAUUCGCAGCCCCCCAGCAGCACCCACCCAUCUGCUGCUGCGUCAGGGUCAUUCGACCCGCUUGUAGACAUGCUUUUCAAUCCCAAGCCCACUGCUGCUGGUUCCGCUGCUGGUGCUGGUGCUGGUGCUGGUUCUGCUGCUGGUGGUUUCGCAGCGGCCAGCAGUGACAGCAGCAGCAGUUUCUUUGGAGCGAGCGCGGCAGGUACUGAUUUCGCGAAUCAAGACGCGGGCGACUGGGGAAGUUUCGGGGAUGCUUCUGCUUCCGCCUCGACAGAAACAACCGUAGAGCUAGAAGGCCUCGGGCCCCCGCCAGCGGGAGUGACUUAUAACGCAGCGCUCAAUAAGGGGACGGAGUUCUACAAAGGGGGGCAAUUCGCGGAUGCAAUCAAGUGGCUGGUGUGGGCGGAACAACUGGCGGAGAGAGGGGGGCAGGCGGACGGGGGGGGACUGGUGGCGGUGCUGAGUGCGCGGGCGUCGUGCUACAAGGAGGCUGGCGAGAUGAAGAAGGCAGUUGCUGACUGUACCAAGGUCUUGGAGCUCGAGCCAGAGAACACGGCCGUGUUGAUGCAGCGAGCAUGUCUGUACGAGGCGAUGGAGAAGUACAAGCUGGGCGUGGCUGACCUGCGCCUGCUCUCCCGCCUCGACCCCUCCAACCGCGCUGUCGCCACGAGCCUUAACCGCCUCAAUAAGGCGCUUGCUGCUCUAGGUUGA